GCUCAUUCUGCGCGCACAGCGCUGUAACUUAUCCCCACAGUAGGUGGAGGGAACUAAGCCCCCUGGGAGCCACGUCACUCCUCCUGGCAUAUCAACCACCGUCCGCUGUGCGCGUGCAGCACACCGCCGUGAGGACGUCAGGAUCGCAUCCAUCCGCGGCGCGACAUGUUGUGCGCACUGAAUCUAAGUCGAGCAGUCCUCCCCGAAUCCGCGCGUUUCGGCGAGGAGGCGUUUGCGUGUUCAGGCAUACAAGCGGGCUAAAGGGAAACUCCGCGGCACAACGGGGAAGGUCGUUCAAAGUGGAAGGGAGCGCUCGCGCCGAGCAUGCGUCUGCGUGGCGACGGACGCAUCACGAAGAGCCCGCAUCCGUAACUUCGGGAUUUACUUGUAAAGCCGCUUUCUGAGGAGAUCGCGGGAUAUUCCGUGUGUACAAACAUGCCGGUAAGAAGAGGUCACGUUGCGCCACAGAACACAUUCCUUGGAAUAAUCAUUCGGAAAUUUGAGGGUCAGAACCGCAAAUUCGUGAUAGCCAACGCCAGAGUGGAGAACUGUGCGAUCAUCUACUGCAACGACGGCUUCUGCGAGAUGACCGGCUUCUCCCGGCCCGACAUCAUGCAGAAGCCGUGCACCUGCGACUUCCUGCACGGGGACCUGACCAACCAGGAGGCCAUCGGACAGGUGUCCCAGGCCGUGCUGGGGUCCGAGGAGCGCAAGGUGGAGAUCACCUACUACCGCAAGGACGGCUCUGAUUUCCAGUGCUACACUCACAUAAUCCCAGUGAAGAACGAGGAGGGCGUGGUGAUGAUGUUCAUCUUAAACUUCGACUACGUCCUGGACGAGGGAAGCGACAACUCCGCUGAGAAAAUAAGCCCCACGUCGCCCACGAAGUCUGAUCAAAGGAGGAGCCGAUUCUUCCGCUUCCGCCAGGCUGCUUUGAGCCUAAUGAAUACCAACAAGCAAUCUCUUCCGCAAGAAGACCCAGACGCUGUAAUGGUGGACUCCCCCAAAGAGAACGAGGACUCAGUGGCCCUGCAGAGCUUCCCGUCUCCCACCAAAAGCACUUGUACGCCCAUCGAGGCAAACGACACGCACGCCCUCAUCAGCUCCAGCCACCACUCCUCCCAGGUCAGCGUCGGCCCGGAACCAGUUGACCAUUCGUCCCCCAAACUCCCAUGGGAGAAGCUGUACCAUGCGGAGCCACACCAGUCCUCAACCUCCCUGUCCAACACCUUCCCCCGAGGCAGCAUCAGCAGCAUGAGGCGAGCCUCAUCCGUCCAUGAAAUCGAGGGCUAUAGCUCGAAUCCUAAUAGCCUAUUCAGGGAUCGACACACCAGUGAAGGCCCUUUUAACCACAUCAAGUCCAGCCUUCUCGGCUCUACCUCCGAUUCCAACAUCAACAAGUACAGCACCAUCAACAAGAUCCCCCUGAUUGCGCUCACCUUCUCCGAGGCGACCGAUAAGAAGGCCCAUUCCCCGCCGACAUCGGAGAAAGCAAUCAUAGCGCCAAAGGUCAAAGACAGAACUCACAACGUCACAGAGAAGGUCACACAGGUCCUGUCGCUCGGAGCUGACGUGCUGCCCGAGUACAAACUCCAGACGACCCGCAUCGACAAGUUCACAAUCCUCCACUACAGCCCCUUCAAAGCCGUGUGGGACUGGCUGAUCCUGCUGCUCGUCAUCUACACGGCCAUCCUCACCCCCUAUUCCGCCGCGUUCCUCCUCAACGACCAGGAGGAGCAGAAGAGGCGGGAAUGCGGCUACUCCUGCAGCCCCCUCAACGUGGUGGACUUAAUAGUGGACAUCAUGUUCAUCAUUGACAUUCUCAUAAACUUCAGGACCACUUAUGUCAACCAGAACGAGGAGGUCGUCAGCAAUCCAGCGAAGAUCGCCAUCCAUUACUUUAAAGGCUGGUUCCUUAUAGACAUGGUGGCAGCAAUCCCAUUCGACCUGCUUAUAUUUGGCUCAGGAUCAGACGAGACCACCACUCUGAUUGGCCUCCUGAAGACCGCUCGCCUCCUGCGCUUGGUGCGCGUGGCCAGGAAGCUGGACCGCUACUCCGAGUACGGCGCCGCGGUCCUGAUGCUGCUCAUGUGCAUCUUCGCCCUCAUCGCUCACUGGCUGGCCUGCAUCUGGUACGCCAUCGGCAACGUGGAGAAGCCCUACUUGGAGCACAAGAUCGGCUGGCUCGACAACCUGGGCGUGUCCAUCGGCAAGAGAUACAACUACAGCGACCCCAGCUCCGGUCCGUCCAUCAAGGACAAGUAUGUGACAGCGCUUUACUUCACCUUCAGCAGCCUGACCAGCGUGGGCUUUGGGAAUGUUUCCCCGAACACCAACUCUGAGAAGAUCUUUUCCAUCUGUGUCAUGUUAAUUGGCUCUCUCAUGUAUGCCAGCAUUUUCGGGAACGUCUCCGCCAUCAUCCAGAGGUUGUACUCAGGCACGGCUCGCUACCACGCCCAGAUGCUGCGGGUCAAAGAAUUCAUCCGCUUCCACCAGAUUCCCAACCCGCUGAGGCAAAGGCUGGAGGAGUACUUUCAACACUCAUGGACCUACACCAACGGCAUUGACAUGAAUACGGUGUUAAAAGGUUUUCCUGAGUGCCUGCAGGCCGAUAUCUGUCUUCACCUCAACAGGAAUCUUCUCCAUAACUGCAAAGCGUUCCAAGGAGCCACCAAAGGCUGCUUGAGGGCGCUGGCCAUGCGUUUCCAGACCACGCACGCGCCUCCUGGAGACACGCUGGUCCACUCUGGCGAUGUGCUCACGGCUCUCUACUUCCUGUCCCGCGGCUCCAUCGAGAUCCUCAAAGACGACAUUGUGGUGGCCAUUCUGGGAAAAAAUGACAUCUUCGGGGAAAUGAUCCAUCAGUUUGCCAGUCCUGGAAAGUCCAAUGCUGACGUGCGAGCUCUGAGCUACUGUGACCUGAGCACUAUUCAGAGAGAGGAUCUGCUGGAGGUGAUUGACAUGUACCCGGAGUUCGCCGACUACUUCUUCAACAACCUGGAACUCACCUUCAACCUCAGGGACGAGUCGGCCAAGCCCCCCGAUCCCCAAGGCUGUGACUCGGAUGGACAAGGCACUAAAACCAUGAAAAGGAGGAUCUCCUUCACGCCAGAUCCACCUAAAGGGGAAAACAAGGAAAUGGAAAAGAAUAUGAGGAAGGAGAGAAGUAGCUUGUGCCUAAAGACGGGGUCAGGACUCCUGAGCCCCCCUUCACCGAAACCCUCCAUCCACAACUCAAACGCUACUGUAGGAGAUGCCUUGGAGAGAAGCCCAUCGUUUGAAGAUCUGCGCUGUGAAAAAUGGGCCUGUAAAAAGCCAACGGACUACCUGGAUGAGUCAGCGCAGUUCCAGGACCUCCGAGAGGACGAUAACUCUGCCAGCGAAAUCACGUACGGGGAGGUGGAGCAGCGCCUGGGUCAGCUUCAGGAGCACUUGAGCAGGCUGGAGUCUCAGCUGCUGUCGGACAUUCAGACCAUCCUGCAGCUGCUGCAGAGGCAGCCGACGCUGGGACCGCCGGCCUACAGCGCCGUCACCAGUCCGCACUACCACAGGCCUGCUGUGAAGGUCCAGCCGGUCGUUCUGACGGCAGGCCACUAUUUCAGCUACGCGGGAACUCAAGGCCCCGUCCACAAGGCGGAGAGCACGGAGCCGGCGCCGACGGAGAGCGGCCUCGUGCAAAGACACGCGGAGGCCCGACCGCAGCAGCAGCAGUCCGCGGCCACUCUUCUUCCAGCUGAAAGCUCCUCCUCUUCCUCCUCAGCCCCUUCUGAUACCAACCUCAGCACCACCGGGCUCCUCAGGCCCGGCUCGCAACUGGAAGUUCCCCGGCCGUAAACCAGCAGCACAGUAUUCUACUGUAGGAGUUGUAAUGCUGUAGUUACUAAGUAGCAACUUUUUUUUUAUCAGCAUGCUGGCACAGACAUAUGUAUUGUCAAUUUGUAAUGCCUUGUUAUUAGAAAUACGACGUUAUUUUCCUUCCAUGAUGCAUGUGGACGAAACACUGCUGUCUGCGGUUAACACUGUAGUAGAAUGUGUUUUCUGCAGCUACUAGUACAUAGCCAUGGGUCCAUUUUGUAGCAACGGUAGCCCCAUCGAGCGUCAUCAUUAGGUUCCUCAUAUGACAUAUGUCCUGACGCGUUUUGAUGCCCAAACAAUCGGAAUGAAUGUAAUCUGACCGCCCCCACGCGAGGACGACCGAGGGACAGUCUCUCCAACGAUGAGCCCGCCGGCCCGUGCUCACGCUAGCUGGGCCCGUUCCACCAGAGCGCCACGUAAUGCGGGCCGCUUCCCGGUGUCAUCUGCAGAGCCAGGGUGGGUCCGGCUCCCCCGGCACUCGGGCCGUAGCCUCGCCAGGCUGUGCGGCAGAUGGAGCAGGUGAGCUGGGCAAACCAGGAAGCACGGUGCCCAAGGUUGGUAGGAAUAGCCUCAGGAAAGACACGGAUGCUGGGCUCACGAGGGUCCAGGGAGAAAGCGAGAGAGGAUGAUUCCAGCCUCUUGGGCUCCACUCAAAAGUGACACAAACCAUCCAUCUUGUCCCCCCUGGCCGGUGCCAGGCGCUACGAGGAGGUGGCCGAGCUCUGCGGGACUUUUUGCAUCUCCGUGAACGUCGUGCAUGCGCGAACGCCCGAAGCCAGUUGCCGCAACUUACGCAUCGCACCUGAAACGGAGACACCGCCCGAUGUGACGCAUGACGGUCACAGCUGACGUUAUCCAUGUUAGAGCCCGUUAGAGUCUGAAGCCUGUGUGUGUGUGUGUGAGGCAUAUUCCACUUUUCUUAGAGGGCCUGCACCUGCACGCACGCCGAGCAAACGGACUGAGUCCUUAUCCGUAGUAAGUGUUCUUGUUUGCCUGUCUUCUCUGAAGUGAGACUCAGGGGUCAUGGACAAUUGCACUGCAAUAACAUUACAGUAUCAAGUAUACUGUAGUUUUCUUCUCUAAACGUGCAUUAUUUGGGCUGUCACUGACGUGCACCUACUGUACUAUACGAAGCCAAGAGAGCACAGCAUACGUGCAUGUCCAGGCGGAUCUGCUGACGCAGCGCAUGUGUUUUUUUAGCUCAUCAUUUACUGUGCGCCACUGCUCAUCAGCCCCAAGUAGCACAGUACAACAAUAAAUGAUGUCAGCAUACGCGUCUCAUUCAGGGUGCACUUAGAGCGUAGGAGGGGAGGAACUGGGGAACGCAUGGAACGUUAGUAGUAAAGGCCCCAGGGAGGGUCACGUGCCUAAACAACCAGUCCAGAUGCUACGUCGGCAUCUUCAUUUGUAAUUAACCAUACGACAACAAGUCACACUGUUUCCCUGUGCUGCUUUUGUUGAACAAUACAUACGAUACUGUUGGACACCUUUUAGAAAAUAAAUGCAUUAUAUUGCCACAUGUAAAAGGAAACUUUUUUUUUAACUGAACAACUUAUUUAGCAAAAUAUUAGUAUUUAUGUUUGUUUUGAAGCAUUGGGAGCAAUAAAUGAAACCACUUAUACCUGU
Betta splendens (Siamese fighting fish) is the source of this 5481-nucleotide messenger RNA. RefSeq names its product potassium voltage-gated channel subfamily H member 7-like. Gene Ontology annotation, cellular component: membrane. Gene Ontology annotation, biological process: potassium ion transmembrane transport; membrane repolarization during action potential; regulation of ventricular cardiac muscle cell membrane repolarization. Lineage: Eukaryota; Metazoa; Chordata; Actinopteri; Anabantiformes; Osphronemidae. The transcript has 15 exons. The record is from RefSeq and is a predicted model, not a curated record. Bases 436 to 3834 code for a protein of 1132 amino acids. Gene Ontology annotation, molecular function: inward rectifier potassium channel activity.